Molecule: messenger RNA, 5701 nt
Organism: Closterium sp. Naga37s-1
Lineage: Eukaryota; Viridiplantae; Streptophyta; Zygnematophyceae; Desmidiales; Closteriaceae
Source: the annotation of a GenBank genome assembly
AGGGGGUGAUGGGGAAGUGGAGGGGAGUGCAGUGGCAGUGAGCAAGGGGCAGGUGGAGAGGGUGAUGGACCGGCUGGAAAAGGAGUCAUUCGCUGCGCGCUCGUUGCUCUCCGAGGCACACGCCCUGCGCUGCUGCGUGCACCUGGCGCCGCCAGAUGCCGUGCGCGCCAUCUUCUACCACUGGCGCGCCAAGCGCGCCCGCAAGGGCACCGCCCUCUGCCGCCACUUCCAGGUCAGCCCGCUGCCCUCCGCCCACCGCCCUGCAGCACGCAGUCCGCGCCCCUCAUGUCUGCCCGCGCCCCUCAUGUCUGCCCGCGCCCCUCAUGUCUGCCCGCGCCCCUCAUGUCUGCCCGCGCCCCUCAUGUCUGCCCGCGCCCCUCAUGUCUGCCCGCGCCCCUCAUGUCUGCCCGCGCCCCUCAUGUCUGCCCGCGCCCCUCAUGUCUGCCCGCGCCCCUCAUGUCUGCCCGCGCCCCUCAUGUCUGCCCGCGCCCCUCAUGUCUGCCCGCGCCCCUCAUGUCUGCCCGCGCCCCUCAUGUCUGCCCGCGCCCCUCAUGUCUGCCCGCGCCCCUCAUGUCUGCCCGCGCCCCUCAUGUCUGCCCGCGCCCCUCAUGUCUGCCCGCGCCCCUCAUGUCUGCCCGCGCCCCUCAUGUCUGCCCGCGCCCCUCAUGUCUGCCCGCGCCCCUCAUGUCUGCCCGCGCCCCUCAUGUCUGCCCGCGCCCCUCAUGUCUGCCCGCGCCCCUCAUGUCUGCCCGCGCCCCUCAUGUCUGCCCGCGCCCCUCAUGUCUGCCCGCGCCCCUCAUGUCUGCCCGCGCCCCUCAUGUCUGCCCGCGCCCUCAUGUCUGCCCUCGCGCCCCUCAUGUCUGCCCGCGCCCCUCAUGUCUGCCCGCGCCCCUCAUGUCUGCCCGCGCCCUCAUGUCUGCCCGCGCCCCUCAUGUCUGCCGCGCCCCUCAUGUCUGCCCGCGCCCCUCAUGUCUGCCCGCGCCCCUCAUGUCUGCCCGCGCCCCUCAUGUCUGCCCGCGCCCCUCAUGUCUGCCCGCGCCCCUCAUGUCUGCCCGCGCCCCUCAUGUCUGCCCGCGCCCCUCAUGUCUGCCCGCGCCCCUCAUGUCUGCCCGCGCCCCUCAUGUCUGCCCGCGCCCCUCAUGUCUGGCCCGCGCCCCUCAUGUCUGCCCGCGCCCCUCAUGUCUGCCCGCGCCCCUCAUGUCUGCCCGCGCCCCUCAUGUCUGCCCGCGCCCCUCAUGUCUGCCCGCGCCCCUCAUGUCUGCCCGCGCCCCUCAUGUCUGCCCGCGCCCCUCAUGUCUGCCCGCGCCCCUCAUGUCUGCCCGCGCCCCUCAUGUCUGCCCGCGCCCCUCAUGUCUGCCGCGCCCUCAUGUCUGCCCGCGCCCCUCAUGUCUGCCCGCGCCCCUCAUGUCUGCCCGCGCACCCUCAUGUCUGCCCGCGCCCCUCAUGUCUGCCCGCGCCCCUCAUGUCUGCCCGCGCCCCUCAUGUCUGCCCGCGCCCCUCAUGUCUGCCCGCGCCCCUCAUGUCUGCCCGCGCCCCUCAUGUCUGCCCGCGCCCCUCAUGUCUGCCCGCGCCCCUCAUGUCUGCCCGCGCCCCUCAUGUCUGCCCGCGCCCCUCAUGUCUGCCCGCGCCCCUCAUGUCUGCCCGCGCCCCUCAUGUCUGCCCGCGCCCCUCAUGUCUGCCCGCGCCCCUCAUGUCUGCCCGCCGCCCCUCAUGUCUGCCCGCGCCCCUCAUGUCUGCCCGCGCCCCUCAUGUCUGCCCGCGCCCCUCAUGUCUGCCCGCGCCCCUCAUGUCUGCCCGCGCCCCUCAUGUCUGCCCGCGCACCCUCAUGUCUGCCCGCGCCCUCAUGUCUGCCCGCGCCCCCUCAUGUCUGCCCGCGCCCCUCAUGUCUGCCCGCGCCCCUCAUGUCUGCCCGCAGCCCCUCAUGUCUGCCCGCGCCCCUCAUGUCUGCCCGCGCCCCUCAUGUCUGCCCGCGCCCCUCAUGUCUGCCCGCGCCCCUCAUGUCUGCCCGCGCCCCUCAUGUCUGCCCGCGCCCCUCAUGUCUGCCCGCGCCCCUCAUGUCUGCCCGCGCCCCUCAUGUCUGCCCGCGCCCCUCAUUUCUGCCUGCGGCUUGCCCCAUGCAGGCUCGUUUCUCUUGCUGCCUAUCCGGCUAGUCGGCCAGGAGCCUCUUUUUUUUUCCCCUCUUGCAUGCACCCACGAGCUUGCCUUCUCAUUCCACUUGUGCCCCUCCCGCCCUGUCCGGCCCCCCUCUUCCUCCCCCGUGUCAUGCGACGCCCCGCCGCUGCAGCGCGCGCCGUGGGAGCCGGGAGGAGGUGCGGAGGCAGCAGCGGAGCAGAGGACGGGCGAGGGAGCGGGGAUGGGUGGCGUGGCAAGGCAGGGAGAGAGUGGUGCCGCGCUGCAGAGGGCACCAAACGACCACUCGCAGCAGCAGCAAGAGGAGGGAGGGGAGCAGCAGCAGGAGGGAGGAACGGGGCGUGCGGUAGCAGUGCAGCAGGGUCAGGUGUCAGCUGGUGCAGCAGCCAGGCACGAGCAGCGUGAUCCCCACGGCCAGCACCCACCCAGCACGGCAGCACCAGGUGGCGCAGCAGCAGGUUUAUCCACUCCUGCGCGCCUUCCAAGAAGCCCGGCCGCCUCCUCCUCUCCUUUCCCCUCACCCAUUCCCUUCGGCACCCCCAUCACCCCCAUCACCCCCGGCCCUGGCAGUGCCGCGCAGCAGCGUAUGCCCGCCAUCCCCCGCCCGCCUCUCUUUGCCUUCUGCCUGCAGCCGCGCGCCCACGCGCGCAGGGCCGCCUUCCCCUCGCGCCCGCGCUCCACCAAGCGCGCGCCGGCCUCCACGGAGCACUGGGGUGGCGCUGCUGCGGACAGUACGGAAGGCAGCCCCAGGGUAGGGGGCGUGGCGACGCGCGCAGAGGCGCUCCCCGUGGGCGAGACGCAGCAGGGGGGGCGGAGAGAGGGCGUGGAGGGGCUGGUGGCGGCCAAAAGGCAGCGCCGCGUGGUGUGCCUCGCAGGUGAGCCAAACCCUCCCCCUCGCCCUUCCGCUGUGCCGCGCGCCUUCUCUCCACUCAAUGCACUGCCUCAAUUCCCCGCACCUCCCUCCUGCCAAACCCUUGCUCGCUCGGCUGUGCCCCCCACUGCAGACCUGGGAGGCGAGGAGGCGGAGGGCAGCAGCAAGGGCGGCUCAGCAGGCGGGGCAGCAGGGGGAGCAGCAGAGUCUUUCCCUGGCGCAGGCCAUGAGGGGCCCGCGCCUCAACACUUCGGAGCCCGCACACCUGGAUGCCACUCCACAGGCACUGCCGCCGGCGCAGCAGCAGGUGUACGGGGGGGCGGAGGGGGGGAUGAGGCAGUUGCUGAGGCAACAGCAGGCGAGGCAUGCGAGGGGGCGGGCAGCGCGGGGGUGAGCGGGGCAGGCGGGGACGAAGCAGCAGCGCCCACGCCACCACACGGCGCUGCUGCAGGGCGCCUUGCUCUGCCCGCUGCCUCCGCACCGCAGCACCAACCGCCCGGCGCUCCCGUGGUGGUUGCGGUGCUGCGUGGUGCCCCCGCUAUUGCUCGCGCCCAGAGCGGCCCUCCUUCACACGCAGCUGUGGGGGAUACAGGGGCCGGACAGCCGUGGGAGCAUGCGAGAGGCGGCAGCGGCGGCGGUGAGGAUGAGGCGCAGCAGCAGAAGAGAGGAGCGGCGGGCGUGCGGUCAGAGUUGCUGUCGCUGGCGCACGCGCGCCCACCAGGCAGUGCAACCGCACAGGCACGUGCGGCUGCGGCGGCGGCGCUCGGGGAGGGGAUGGGUGCAGCGCCGAGAGAUGUGGGCGCAGGGCAGUGGGCGCAUUGCACGGCGGAGGGGAGGCCGCUGGCGCUGAGUGUGGGAGGUAGAGCGCAGGGGAUUGCAGGCGCAGGGGGAAGGGGAAGGCGCAGGGCGCGGGCAGUGUUGGUGCUGCAGCAGACACAGCAGCACGUGGGGUGGGCACGGCAGGUGGAGGAGGGGGCAGGCGAGGCAGGUGGCACACAAGGUCGCGGAGACAGCUCUUUGAGUGGCGCAGAGGUGCACGCAGUGGGUCACGAGGCACAGGCGCUCGCAGGCAGCAGCAGGGGGGGGAGGCGGGUGGUGGGUCACAGGUUGCCUCGGAUGAGCAGACUAGCGGCGCCUGCGAUGCGUGGCGGCGUGGCAGCAGGUGGUGGGCGCGAGGCGGGUGCAAUGGGCGCACAGGAGCAGCUGGGAUAUGCUGGGACGGGUGCUGAAGAUGAAGAGUGGGGCAGCGAGGUUGGGAGAGAGGCGGGAGCAGAGAGGGGCGGCGCUGCUGUGAUGAGUGGAGAAGCGGAAGAUGGGGCGGGUGGAGGGGCGGGCAAGGGCACGGUGGUGUACCACCGCAAGCGACAGCGGUCAUGGCGAACAGCAGGCGGUGGGGGGCACGCGGACAGCGCUGCUGCCUGGCGCCCUGGCAGGCCCAGAAUGGCCGGUCUGUCCCCUGCCCGCCUGCUCCUGCCCGUGCCCCUCACAGCCUCGCCGCUCAUCCCUGAGCCCCACUUGCCCUCGCCUCGUCCCGCUCGCCCUCCAGCCGUGCGCCCGUCUGCAGCACAGGACCCAGCAUGUGCAUCCUCAAAUAGAGAGGCGCAGCGGCAAGGGGAGGAGGAGCAAGGGGUGGAGGAGCAAGGGGUGGAGGCGGCGAGGGCGAGGGCGAGGAGUGCAAGGGCGAGGGCAGGUGCAGCGAGGGCGAGGGUGAGCGAGCUGCAGCACGCGGGUGAUGCGGCGCUGGAGCGCGCCUGCCACCGCCUCGCUCUCCUCCGUGCUGCUCAAGCCGUGCCCACUGCCAUGCCCUCUCCCAUGCCCCCUGCCAUGCCCCCUGCCAUGGCUGCCAUGCUCCCUGUUCCUCCCCACCACCUUGUUGAUGCCGCUCGUCCACCAGCCACUCUGCCAGCCGUCACUGCAGUCCAUGCAUGUGCCCCACCCCCCCUAGCACCUCCUCCUGCUGCUCCUCUUGCGGCUGCGUCCGGUGCUGCUCCUGCUCCUGCUGCUGCUGCUGCUUCUGCUUCUGCUGCUGCUGCUGCCGCUGCAACUGCUUCUGAUGCUGUUGUUGCUGCUGCUCCUGAUGCUGAUGCCGUUCGAGCUGCCUCUCCUGCUGCCUCUCCUGCUGCUGCUGUUUCUCCGCGUGCUGACAGUGCAGCUCCGGGUGAAUGCCUGGACGGGCAUCAUUGCCGUGGGGAAGGUAAAGCGUGUGGGGAGGGUGAAGCGGGUGGGGAGGGUGAAGAGGGUGGGGAGGGUGAAGAGGGUGGGGAGGGUGAAAAGGGUGGGGAGGAUGGCGAGGGUGGGGUGAGGGGCAGUGGGGCAGGUGCUGGGGAGGGGAGUGCAGGGUUGGUGGAUGGAGGGCGGCAGCAUGGCAGCGAGGGUGAUGCAGUGCGGAAUUGUGGCAAUGGGCAGGGUUGUGCUGGGGCGGGGUGUGCGGGAGGGCAUGCAGCAGCUUGUGUGAGAGGCGAUGGUUGCAACGAGUCAGGUUGGCCUGCCUCCCUGCCGCCUCCUCCAUGUGCCGCUCAUCCUGCUCCCGCUGCCCCUCCUGCCCACCCGCCUCCCAUGCUGCUGCCUGUGCCUCCAACCGCCCAACAUCCACAGCAGGCAAGCCCCCCUCUCCCUCCUCCCACAUCUCCUCCUAGUCCUCCCCCUCACCACAGCAGCAGCAGCAGCAGCAGCGGGCGGGCAGCAGCCCAGUGGCGCUGA